GGAGAGAAGGGGCAAGGAAAGACUGCUCCAGGAGGGGAUAGCGAGUGGAAAGACGGCCGAAAACGGUCUGACAACGUCCCGGAGCGCUUCAAGAGCCGUUGGAGCCGCUCGAAGCUCCUUUCGGACCGUCGUGCUUGUCAAAUCGUUGCUUAUUUGACAACCUUUACGCGCCACGGUGACUCAGUGAUUGCCCGUUUUGUGGGCUGCCUCUGUGCCUGUGUGGAUUACAGUCAUCACAGCGGUGUCAGGAAAAACUCCAGUGGAAGACUAACAGGGGGACAUACAUUACAGUAGGGUUUGCCUAUAAAUUGUGUAACAGAGAAGAAGUGCCCCCUGACAAAUGUUUUCACUACAGCUGCACACUUUUACACGAGUGCACCCAUUAGGACACAAAUUGCCUACCAGGAUUGUUAUUACUUGAUUUUUUACUCCACCAUCAUCAUGUACGGAAGCUCCCGUUCCGUCUCCAAGCUGGACGUCGUGGGAUCCAACGGUAACGGCUCAGAAAGCCCUGGACGUUCCCCCCGGCUCCCCCGCUCCCCACGUUUGGGACACCGGCGGAAUGGCAGCAGCAGCUCCACCAGUGGCGGGCUCACGGGCUCCGGAAAAACCUUGUCCAUGGAGAACAUCCAGUCGCUCAACGCAGCUUACGCCACAGGGGGUCCGUUGUACUUCACAGACGGAGCAGAAGAGCCAGUUGGACUCGGGAGCCUUGGGAGCGGCUUGAAUCCCUCGCUGCCGAAAAGCACCAUGACGCUGGGCAGGGCCGGGGCGAGGGUGCCCUACGGGGUGCGGUCUGCCUUUGUGGGGAGCAGCCCCAACAUCAACUCUGGAGUAGGAGGAGGUGCUGGUGGAGUCAUGUCCAGUGAUGCUAUAGCGUUUGGUGGGGAGGGGCAAGGCCAGACCCCGCUGGCUGCCACUGUGCCCCACUCCAUGAGACAGGUGAGGGAGGGCGCCAUGACAGACCUGCAGACCCAGCUGAGAGAAGUCCUGAGAGAGAAUGAACUCCUCCGCAGAGACUUGGAUGCCAAGGAGUCCAAGCUGAGCUCGUCCAUGAACUCCAUCAAAACCUUCUGGAGUCCGGAGCUGAAGAAAGAACGUGCGCUGAGGAAGGACGAAGCCACAAAGAUGGCCGUGUGGAAGGAGCAGUACAGGGUGGUACAGGAGGAAACACAGCAUCUCCAGUGCACCAUCCAAGCCCUGCAAGAUGAGCUACGAAUCCAGCGGGACCUCAACCAGCUCUUCCAGUCCGACUACCCCGAAUCGGGCCGCCUCGGAUCCCUGCAGGCCGUCUCCCCACAGGAAAUGACAGAGGAGAACUUCCUGCGUCUCCACAGCGAAUACGAGCGCCAGGUGAAAGAGCUCUUCCUCCUGAGGAAGACGGUGGAGGAAAUGGAGCUGAGGAUCGACACCCAGAAGCACACUUUGACCGCAAGGGAUGAGUCCAUCAAGAAGCUCCUGGAAAUGCUUCAGAGCAAGGGCCUGUCGUCGCGCGCUACAGAGGAGGACCACGAGCGGACGAGGCGCCUGGCUGAUGCCGAGAUGACAAUCCACCAGCUGGAGGGCCUGCUGGAGCAGAAGGACAAGGAAAUGCUGCAACUUAGGGAGGAGCUGCACAGGAGGUACGAAGCAGCUCCUGAGUCCACCAAGACUAAGGCCCUGCAGACGGUCAUCGAAAUGAAGGAUGCCAAGAUCAGCUCGCUGGAGCGUGGCAUGAGGGAGCUGGAGGAGGAGGUGAACAUGCUGAAGUCCAACGGAGCGCUGAGCAGUGAGGAGCGAGAGGAGGAGAUCAAGCAGAUGGAGGUGUACAGAUCCCACUCCAAGUUCAUGAAGAACAAGGUUGAUCAGCUGAAGGAAGAGUUAAGUCACAGCCAAUCAGAGACGGAGGAGCUCAGGAAACGGGCCAAUGAGCUCCAGCGCGAGGUGUCCGCAAUGGAUCAAGCCAAGCAGGAGCUGAAUCGUAAGGACAGCGAACUUUUGGCUCUCAGGACCAAGCUGGACACUCUGAACAACCAGUUUUCCGACAGCAAACAACACGUGGACGUCCUCAAGGAGUCUCUCACGGCCAAGGAGCAGAGAGCUGCCAUAUUACAGACAGAGGUGGACGCUCUGCGCAUUCGCCUGGAGGAAAAGGAGUCGCUUCUGUCCAAAAAGAGUCAGCAGAUAUCCGAGAUAACGGAUGAGAAGAGCACGCAGCACGGCGAGAUAACCGACCUCAAAGACAUGCUGGACGUCAAGGAGCGCAAGGUCAACGUGCUCCAGAAGAAGAUAGAGAACCUCCAGGAUCAGCUGAGGGACAAAGACAAGCAGCUGAGCGGCCUCAAGGACAGAGUCAAGUCUCUGCAGACGGACACCUCUAACACUGAUACAGCCCUGGGAAACCUGGAGGAGGCUCUGGCUGAGAAGGAGCGCAUCAUCGAGCGGUUGAAAGAGCAGCGGGAGAAGGAGGACAGAGAAAAGGGCGAUGAGAUGGAGUCCACCAAGAAAGAGCUGAAGGAGCUGAGGGACAAAGUUUCCCAGAUGCAGGCUGACCUUGCAGACCGUGAGGCCUGUGUUUUGGACCUAAAGGAAAAGGCAUCCUCCCUGGCCUCCUCAGCUCUGAAGAAAGACAGCCGUCUGAAGAGUCUGGAGAUCGGUCUGGAGCAAAAAAAGGAGGAGUGCGUCAAACUGGAGAACCAGCUGAAAAAGGCCCAGAGCGCGGCCGUCGAGUCCGCGGCCAGCGCUGAACUCUCGGAACGAAUCUCCCGCCUGGAGCAGGAAGUGAGCCGUCACAAAGAGGAUGCUGGGAAGGCUCAGUCCGAGGUGGAGCGCCUCCUCGACAUCCUGAGGGAGAUGGAGAACGAGAAGAACGACAAGGAGAAAAAGAUCCACGAGCUGGAGAGAAAGCCCUCUGCUUCUCAUCUGUGGCAUUCUUCGCCAUCACGAAAACAGGCCCAUCCCCCGUCUGCCUCUCAGCAGCCAAUGGGGGGCCUGGUGUGGGACUACCUGGGCACGCAGAUGAAGGAUCAGUCCAAGAAGGUGGCCAAUCUGAAGCACAAGGAGCAAGUGGAGAAGAACAAGAACGCCCAGCUGAUGGAGGAGGCCAAGAAGAGGGAGGACAAUAUGAACGAGAGCUCCCAGCAGAUAAAGGAUUCGCUGCGCAAUAAAGAGGAGCGGAUUGAGGAGCUGGAGGAGGCUCUGAGGGAAAGCGUUCAGAUCACUGCAGAGAGGGAGGUGGUGCUGGCCCAGGAGGAGCACGCCCGCACACAUGCUGAGAAACAGCUCUCUCAUAUUGAGCUGCAUGAGCUCAACACGGCUGGCUUUAGGUGGUCAAAGGUGGAAGACCUGCUGGUCGCCAUGGAAAAGGUGAAACAGGAGCUGGAGGUGAUGAAAGCCAAGCUGUCAUCCACUCAGCUGUCACUGGCCGAGAAGGAGGGUCACCUGACUGCUCUGCGGGCUGAGCGGCGGAAGCACCUGGAGGAGGUCCUGGAGAUGAAACAAGAGGCGCUGCUGGCAGCCAUCAGUGAGAAAGACGCCAACAUCGCCCUGCUGGAGCUCUCCUCAUCCAAGAAGAAGAAAACCCAAGAAGAGGUGGCAGCACUGAAGCGGGAGAAGGAUGGCCUGGUGCAGGAGCUCAAACAGCAGACUCAAAACAGGAUGAAGCUGAUGGCGGACAACUACGAGGAUGACCACCUGAAGGUGUCGUCUCCCAACGCGGAGUUGCCCAACAACCACAAGCCCUCUCCAGAUCAGAUUCUCUCUCCUCUCCUGGAUCUGGACCAGAACCGCAGCAAGCUGAAGCUGUACAUCAGUCACCUGACCUCGCUAUGUCAGGAGCGAGACCCCGUCAUCCUGCAGGACUUUGCCCCGCCCCCCUCCUAUCACCGCGCAGACUCCGCCUCCUGGCAGGCGGAGCUGGACGGCAUGACGCGGGAACAGUUGGAGGCGGAGUUAGCGCUGUGCGAGAGGGAGGGGGCAGAGCUCCAGGAGUACGCCAACCAGGUGCUGCAGCAGAUCGCCGACCGCUGCCCCGACAUUUUGGAGCAAGUGGUCAACGCCCUGGAGGACAGUAGCUGACAAAGUAGACGUCCAUCAAUGUAGAUAUUCACCAUCAUACUUAAUAACUGUGUACAGUGAGUGUUGACGUGCACACUGGUUUGUCUUUUUGCUGCUAUCUUUCUUCUUCUGUGGUGUCUCCUUCAGGACUCAGUGAGACAGUAACACUCGCAGUAAUCCCUUUACUCCACAGGUGUGUGACAAGGAAGGAAUCUUGUUGUUUUGGGUGGGGAGAGGAUAUAAAUGUUACCGAUUUUUGCUUUUGCUAAUAUAUAUAUAUAUAUGUGUAUAUGUAUAUGUAAAACACUAACUAACUAGACAAUUUACGAAUUCUGGGAAUCACCACAUUGUGGAUGAAUGAAUGAAUAAAAUUGGGAGACA
Molecule: messenger RNA, 4416 nt
Organism: Dunckerocampus dactyliophorus (ringed pipefish)
Lineage: Eukaryota; Metazoa; Chordata; Actinopteri; Syngnathiformes; Syngnathidae
Product: ELKS/Rab6-interacting/CAST family member 1-like
Exons: 24
Coding region: 442-4056 (1204 amino acids)
Biological process (GO): regulation of synaptic plasticity; maintenance of presynaptic active zone structure; neuromuscular synaptic transmission
Cellular component (GO): cytoskeleton of presynaptic active zone
Molecular function (GO): structural constituent of presynaptic active zone
Source: RefSeq, a predicted model, not a curated record